Molecule: messenger RNA, 2190 nt
Organism: Gastrolobium bilobum
Lineage: Eukaryota; Viridiplantae; Streptophyta; Magnoliopsida; Fabales; Fabaceae
Product: phosphatidylinositol 4-phosphate 5-kinase 6-like
Exons: 8
Coding region: 16-2190 (724 amino acids)
Biological process (GO): phosphatidylinositol metabolic process
Molecular function (GO): 1-phosphatidylinositol-4-phosphate 5-kinase activity; ATP binding
Source: RefSeq, a predicted model, not a curated record
AGCAUUUUCACACCAAUGUCUGUUGCCCAUGUUGAUGAUGAUGAUGAGCCAAGGCAAGGAGAGGUGUACCAGGUUGAGAAGAUUCUCUUCAAUGGUGACUUCUACACAGGUAAAUGGCUUGACAAUUUUCCCCAUGGUCAUGGAAAAUAUUUGUGGAUAGAUGGGUGCAUGUAUGUUGGUGAAUGGCAGAAAGGAAGCAUCAUCGGGAAGGGUAGGUUUAGCUGGCCAAGUGGUGCUACCUAUGAAGGUGAUUUCAAGAUUGGAUAUAUGGAUGGUAAAGGAACUUACAUAGGUUCUUCUGGGGACACCUACAAAGGUUGUUGGGUGAUGGAUUUGAGACAUGGUCAGGGAACUCAGAGUUAUCCUAAUGGGGAUUUCUAUGAUGGGGAAUGGCGCAAGGGGAUGCAGAAUGGGCAUGGGAGGUACCAAUGGAAGAAUGGGAACCAUUACAUUGGUCAAUGGAGGCAUGGUUCCUUUUAUGGGAAUGGUACAAUGAUGUGGUGCAAUGGUAAUAGGUAUGAUGGUUGUUGGGAAGAGGGUUUGCCUAAAGGAAAUGGUACAUUCAGGUGGGCUGAUGGGAGUUUCUAUGUUGGGGUAUGGAGUUUAGAUCCAAAGGAGCAAAGUGGGACUUAUUACCCUUCUGGUUCUUCUGAUGGUAAUUUGGAAUGGGAUCCUCAGGACCUUUACUCUGUGGACUUGAAUGAUUGCAAUAUUUUUCCUUGUGAGAAGGUGUCAAUUUAUCCUUCACAGAAGACUUUGGACAUGCUUGGGUUAGAUGAUGAUAAGCGCCCAAUUUCUAAGAAGGGAACUGAUGCUAGUGGGAGGCCAAGGUAUCCUUCAGUGGAUGGAAGGCUUAGUAAUUACAGUUCUGAAGAUGGUUCUUAUUCUUGUGAUGGCUGGAGGAGUCCUCAGGUUGAUCAUUCUGUUCCAAGAGUGCCACAUUUGAGAUUGAAGGCUCCCAAGAGACAGGGGGAGAAUAUAUCUAAAGGGCAUAAGAACUAUGAGCUCAUGCUUAAUCUGCAGCUAGGUAUCAGACACGCUGUUGGAAGACCUGCUCCAAGUACAUCUCUUGAUUUGAAGUCUUCUGCAUUUGAUCCCAAAGAAAAAGUAUGGACUAAAUUCCCACCAGAAGGAUCGAAGCACACGCCACCUCACCCAUCUUGCGAGUUUAGAUGGAAAGACUACUGCCCUGUAGUGUUCAGGGCUCUCAGAAAAUUGUUCAAGGUAGAUCCAGCUGAUUACAUGAUAUCAUUAUGUGGGGAUGAAGCCCUUCGGGAGCUCUCAUCCCCUGGAAAAAGUGGAAGUUUUUUUUAUUUGACCAAUGAUGACCGAUACAUGAUAAAGACCAUGAAGAAAUCAGAAACAAAAGUUUUCUUGAGAAUGCUACCUGGUUACUACAAACAUGUUCGGGCUUUUGAGAACACUCUAGUCACCAAGUUCUUUGGCCUCCAUUGUGUUAGACUAACAGGAGCUGCACAAAAGAAGGUUCGAUUUGUCAUCAUGGGAAAUCUAUUCUGUUCACAAUAUCCCAUCCAUAGGCGUUUUGACUUAAAAGGUUCAACCUUUGGUCGCACAACUGAUAAACCUGAGUCAGAAAUAGAGCCUACAACAACACUUAAGGACCUUGACCUAAAUUAUAUAUUCCGGUUGCGAAAGUCUUGGUUUCAAGAAUUCUGCAGGCAAGUGGAUAGGGACUGUGACUUUCUUGAACAAGAGAGGAUUAUGGAUUACAGUAUGCUGGUAGGUCUUCACUUUCGAGGAGUAUCAUGUAGUGACAACAUUACACCUUCGGGUCGCAGUUCAGGUGUCCAAACCCCAACUGGUAAUGGCAACAUUGAUGAUGGAGCCCCUCGUCUUUCUGGGGUGGAUGUUGAUCAUCUUGUAACAGAUCCUAGUCGGUAUAAGUUGAUUCAGUUAGGUAUAAACAUGCCAGCGCGGGCUGAAUCGACUAUGCGAAAAAGUGUUUGUGACACUCCUCAGCUUGUUGGAGAACCAACAGGGGAGUUAUAUGAGAUCGUCAUCUUUUUUGGUAUAAUAGACAUAUUACAAGACUAUGAUAUUAGUAAAAAGCUUGAACAUGCUUACAAAUCAUUCCAAUAUGAUCCAACCUCAAUCUCUGCUGUUGAUCCAAGGCUAUACUCAAGACGGUUUCGCGAUUUCGUCUUCAGAGUUUUUGUAGAGGACAAUUAA